UAAAUCAAUUAUAUUUCAUAAAUAGAGCUUUGUGAUAUAAAAACGGCGAGAUCAGUUAGACUUUGUGUUAUAGUGCUCAACUCAGUUCAAGACAACGGAUGCAGAUUUAGUGCGGUGAAAAUCAAUUGAAUAGAAAGCCAAGAUGAGGACGGCAACGGUUCUUUCCUUAGCCGCAAUUACCUUGUUGUGCGUUGCUCAAAAUAGAGCCAGCAUUGUACCCUUGACGGGUGUGAAUCAACUACCUUUGGUGCUUUCUGUACCAACUGUGGUGACUGUAGUUCGAACAGAAGAUGAUGGACAAUACAAACCAGUGCCCGGUUUGGAGGGCGAAUAUGUGCCAAGCAUCGAGGAUGCAGGUAUAACCAAUGUCAUAACUACAGGAGUAUUGGCUGGCGGUGUUGUUGAAGGACCUUUAGUCAGCUCUCCAGGUGCUCUGCUCACCGUUGGUGGAGCUGUAAGUGUAGCUGGGCCUGCAAGUGUUGCUGGACCAGUAAGUGUUGCUGGGCCUGCAAGUGUUGCUGGGCCUGUAAGUGUUGCUGGGCCUGUAAGUGUUGCUGGACCUGUAAGUGUUACUGGGCCUGUGAGUGUUGCUGGACCUGUUAGUGUUGCUAGUACUGUCAAUGUUGCUGGUGCUGAAGGUGCGGAAGUUGCAGAAGCAGUGAUUAGUUCAGCAGCUGUUGGCGGUGGUGGCGAAGGAGCGGGUGGUGCAGAUAGUUCUUUAAGUAAUGGAUCCAGUGACGGAUCAAAUGGUGAUAGCAGCACUGUAGGUGUCGGAACAAGUGCUGCAGUAGGCGUACUUGGUUCUGCUGGUGAUGGAAGUAGUGCCGUCGGUGGUGCAGCUGGAGCCCUAGGUGUCGAAGCUGCAGCAGGUAGUGCUAUUGGAAUUGGAGGACUAAGUGGGAAAGCUGCUGCUGGCAGUGCCAUCGCAACCGAAGGUGUAGCUGCCUCAGUAGCAGGUGCUGAUAUUGAAGUUGGAGGACUAGGUGGCUCAGGUGGCGCUGGCGCAAUUGUAGUCGAUGAGUUAAGUGGUGAAGGUGGUGCUGUUGGCGCAGGUGGAGCUACUGGCGUUAGUGGUACUGGAAACGUAGUCUUGGGUGGAUCUGGUCCCUAUCUUAUUGUUAGCAGUGCAUCUGGCGGUGGUGGUGGUGGAGGUGGUGCCGGAGGUAUUAUUGGUGCUGGAGGUGGUGGUGGCGGAGGCGGUGCAAGCGGAAUUGGUGGAGUUGGUGGCGGCGGUGGUGCCGGUGGAGCCAGCGUUAUUAAUGGUAUUAGUGGCGGUGGUGGUGCUGGAGGGGCUGGCAGUAUUGGUGGUGCCGGUGGCGGCGGUGGAGCUGGUGGUCUAGCAAUAGCUGGUGGUGGCGGCGGAGCUGGAAGUUCUGGUGGUCUGGCAAUAAUUGGUGGUCUUGCAACAGGUGGUGGUGGCGGUGGCGGCGGUGGGGCUGGUGGUCUCUCUUCAGGUGGCGGUGGCGGUGGCGGAGGUGGAGCUGGUAGUGCUGGUCUUCUUGCCAUAGCUGCAGGUGCCGGUGGCGGCGGUGGUGGAGGUGGAGGCGGUAGUGGACAUGGCGGAGCAGGAGGUGGCGGUGCCGGCGGCGCAGCUGGUAUCGGAGGCGCUGCUGGUGGUGGUGGCGGUGGUGGUGCUGGUGCUGCCACUGGCAUUGAUGGUCGAGCUGGUAGCUCAGGUGCAAGUGGUGCAGACGCUUGGGGUGGUGGCGCGGGUGGUGCUGGUGGUCUUGGUGCACCCGCCUUACCUUGGCUAAAUCUUCAUUAAGAAAGCUACUUUCUAUAGCAAGUCCCUGUAUAAUGCUCAAAGUAAUGGAAAUGUGAUGUGUAUUCUAAUAUAUUAUAUUUUUAACUUGACAUCAACUACACUAGUUUAAGUCUAGUCGUCAUUUUGUACUUGCAAGUGAAUAAAAAGAUUUCACAAUAAAAUUGUAACUAAAUAUUUGCGUCCCUAAAA
This is a messenger RNA of Bactrocera dorsalis (oriental fruit fly), 1954 nucleotides long. RefSeq lists its product as uncharacterized. The record is from RefSeq and is a predicted model, not a curated record. Bases 143 to 1765 code for a protein of 540 amino acids. The transcript has 2 exons. NCBI's taxonomy places the organism in Eukaryota, Metazoa, Arthropoda, Insecta, Diptera, Tephritidae.